UGGCAAGGGGGAGAGCACGAACGGACGUUAAUGUUUAUAAAAUUCGUAUUAUCUUAUCAUAUAUCUUGGAAAGGUUGUCUGUGUCGUUCUGUAAAUUAAUAGACUUGUUUUCUUUCUUUAUGAAGAUCAUUUCAGCGAUUUCUCGUUUCUUUGUGUGUUUCUCCGUAUGUAAUAUUUUAGUGUUCAACCAAUUAAAAUCAUGAUGUAGAGUUUCACGGUGUUUGCUGACCACUGAGUGUGCACUAUGCUCUCUCUUGAUAUUGGCCUCAUGUUCUUUUAUACGUGUUUUUAGGUGUCGUUUCGUUUGUCCUACAUAACAAGCGUCACAAUCCUUACAUUCAAUUUUGUAUAUCAAUUCUUUUUGGUUGAGUUUGUCGAGAGGAUCUUCUAUGAGCGAAUUAUCUUGUUAUGAAGGAGUUGGCAUCCAGAGGCGAAAUAGAACAGGACGCGCUCAUUCAGUACGUGAUAGAUGGCAUACAAGACGACAUGCAGAAUAAAAUUAUACUGUUUGGAACGAAGAAUCAACGAGAUUUUAAGGAACGUCUUAAAAUAUACGAGGACAUUCGUCGGAAGGGGCGUGACCAGAUGAAGAACAGUAAGGGAAAGGACGACGCCACGAGACGAGCUAAUUCAGGGAAGAGGACAGUGGAUGUGUCAAAAGGGACAACGGAUGCAUCAAAGAAGACAACCGAGAGGAAGGACGCGAAGUCAGACGUACGUUGCUAUAACUGCGGGGCGAAAGGACACAUUUCUAAGGACUGCGGUAACAAAUCAUUAGGUAAACGUUGUUUUAAGUGCCAGGCUUUUGGACAUACGGCGGCUGAAUGCGAAAAAAAAGGUGAGACUAAAGAAUCGGCAUCGGUUCAAACGUGCGAUUUGGCUAAUAAUAUUGCUGGUACAUCUAAAGUCAAUAUGUGUAAAGAUAUAGUCGUUAAUAACGUACGCGUAAAAGCUUUAAUCGAUACAGGUAGCCAGGUUACUGUAUUACGCGAAGAUAUAUUCAUUGAUACCGAGUUGCCAAUGAGCCAGUUACGUAACACUGAUACUCUGUUGAUUGGUUUUGGUAAGAACGAGACGCGACCAUUGGGUUACUUUCAGACUAUUGUUCAAAUUGAUGGCGGGGAAUUUCCAAGUACCGUUUAUGUCGUACCUACGAGUUUAAUGAGCGUGGGAGUUGUAGUCGGUUGCGAUAUUUUGAGUUCGGCAGAAGUAAAGAUUGAUACAGAGGGUAUCCAGAUACGCAAAAUUCCGCUUGUUAAGUUCUUAACGCAAAUUCGGAUAAAUGACGAACAAAUAGAUGUAGGACAUGUCGAAGAUGUAAAAAUGCGCGAACGACUGGAAAACUUAAUUGUGUCGUAUGUACCUAAGGAAACUAAGACGACUGAUAUAAAAAUGCGUUUAGUACUUAAGGAUGAAACUCCGAUUUGUCAAAAACCGCGUAGAUUACCGGUACCUGAGCGAGACGUUGUAAGCAAACAAGUCGAUGACUGGAUCAGAGAAGGAGUUAUACAUAGAACCGUGUUCGUCUGAG
Molecule: messenger RNA, 1531 nt
Organism: Vollenhovia emeryi
Lineage: Eukaryota; Metazoa; Arthropoda; Insecta; Hymenoptera; Formicidae
Exons: 1
Coding region: 409-1530 (373 amino acids)
Biological process (GO): proteolysis; positive regulation of cytoplasmic translation
Cellular component (GO): cytoplasm
Molecular function (GO): mRNA binding; aspartic-type endopeptidase activity; single-stranded RNA binding
Source: RefSeq, a predicted model, not a curated record